Mercenaria mercenaria is the source of this 1826-nucleotide messenger RNA. RefSeq lists its product as uncharacterized. Lineage: Eukaryota; Metazoa; Mollusca; Bivalvia; Venerida; Veneridae. The transcript has 18 exons. The coding region runs from base 60 to 1376 and encodes 438 amino acids. The record is from RefSeq and is a predicted model, not a curated record.
GCGACGGUGUAACUGAUCACAGACAGUCCUGUCUUAAUCAUAACCCUCCCUAUAGGGAUAUGUAUCAUCAGUUUUUCGAGUCACACCGCCGCAACAGCCAUGUUACAGCAUGCAUGACACAUCAUACAGUAUGGUCUCGUCUUAAAGACAUCAGUCACAGCGGUCAUUUUUGUCAGAAAGAUAUUAUAUUCCAUCUUAACUACGCGUUCGAACAUCACCCCGACAACUGUACAUGUAAAGAGGACACACAUCGCACCCAAAGUCACUCAAGUCAUGGCGACCAUGACUGUCAUCACUAUGACAGCUUUAACAAACUGUGGCAACUGGGAGAAACGGAUGGAUGUUUGAGUGCGAAUUCGGUAUGGCACUAUCUGGAUGAUAUUCAGGUCAAAGAUCCAGUAUGCCGACAGAAAAUUCAACAUCACUUGGCAGGCAAGUAUAAACAUGCGACUUCACAGGAUGACGACAAUUGUAUUUGUAACGAGCGCAGGCAGCUUGUGAAUCAUCAAAUCCACAAAAUGAGUAAUGGUAGCCUUAUACCCUGUCUCAAUGCCAAUGGCACAUACCCAGUCAUUGAAGCUGACCUGUUUUCAAACAUUAGCGCCAGUGGAUGCCAGAACCACAAUUACUUAUGGACAAAACUAGAAGGUGUGCACAACCACUGUAAGUGGACAAUCAAUCACCACUGCAGCAAAGAAACCGACUGUACAGAGGACAUCAUCGUAAGGGCCGCAAUUCAGUAUCCGACCGAUGAAUCUGACAGUUGUAUUUGCACUAAAGCCUCUUCGUCAACUGUGUUUACGACAUCUUCGUCAAAGCAUCCCACACCAGUAGUUCCAUCCUCAAGUGAAGCUCCAAUGCCUACAUUAACUGCACCUUCAACAACAUCUGCAAAUCAGCAUGUAACAGUUUCGUCCGCAAAAGUAACGCAGUCGUCAACUGCUAUGCCUACACCACAGACAUCUCCAACAAUUAGAUUUGCAUGUAACAAAGUAGCAGUUGUUGAGAAGAUUGCAAAGUCCUUGAUAGCGACGCAUCCAAAUUCGAGCGCUUGUAAAUCAAACGUUACAGGCGGCUCUGACGACGCGUAUGUUCUGGCUACAUGCAACGUGAUGUCACCGAUAACAUGGGGAAAAGGAGCCAAUGUGAUGGCUGACUGCGAGUCUAGCAUACAAUCAGUACCAACAUACACACCGAUAUCAACAUUUUACGGUGACAUCUACAAUCCUCUUGUUGAUCAGCCCGGCAUAUUCCUGGGAUGUUUUAACAACGGUAUUAAGAUUGCCAUCCAAAAAUGUAAUGCUGUUCCGGAAAUCGUCCAUAUUGAGAAUGGAACUUUUGUCAGUAACCCAAAGAAUUAUUAUUUGAUUGUUUAAAUCCGAAUGUUACUAAUUUGUAAUUGUUCAUUUUUGCAACAGUGUAUAUUUAUGACGUGUUUGUUUUAAUGUCCACCACUUCAUUUUUUUUGUUUUAAUGCCCACCACUUCAUUAUAGUUGAUCUAUCUAGUUUUUUUGGGGAUCUAAGUAAGUAAGUGAAGUUGUAAGAAGCGUUUUACUUUACAUAGACGUAGUUGAAACUGAAGAACGCCUUUUCUACAUUGAAAAGACCCUUUGUGUCCAGUGUCUCCUUGCCAUACGGCUUGACACGGGUUGAACGCAUUCUAGACUUGAUCAUGGCGGAAAUGCGAUUUUUCCCCCAAAAUAUGAACACUGAAUAAACGCCAGUAAAGACCUUCUAGGGAUUCAAAAGUACCUGAGCUAGUAUAUCAACGUUUCAGUUUAAUAGAUAACACCAAUCUGACACUAAUUUUACCCCCUCUCCCGCC